CUGCACCCCUUUAUGCUUUGACAUCAGCUGUUCUGCCUACAGAGCAGUGGCGUCCUGCUGGAGGAGACGGAAAAGCGCACAUCCGUGGUAUGAUGUUGCUUUUAUUAAUUGUCGCGGGCCUCGGAGUGGUGACGUUACUGGUGAUUUUAUUUGCUCCACACAUCAGAAAAUAUGCAGCAGGAGGAGUGUGCAGGUCCACAGUUAGUCUUGAUGGGAAGACGGUCCUCAUCACUGGGGCCAACACAGGGAUCGGGAAGGAGACUGCCAUGGAACUGGCAGUGAGAGGCGCGCGGGUGAUCAUGGCGUGUCGAGAUGUGGACAAAGGAGAGGAGGCCGCGGCCAGUAUACGAGCUGCGCAUCCCGAAACACAAGUGGAGGUUCGAGAGCUGGACUUGGCCGACACCUGCUCCAUACGAGCCUUCGCUCAGAAAUUCCUAGGAGAGGUCAACCAUCUUCACAUCCUUAUCCACAACGCCGGCGUGAUGAUGUGCCCCUACACAAAAACAAUCGACGGCUUUGAGAUGCACAUCGGAGUCAAUCACUUGGGGCACUUCCUGUUGACGUCCCUCCUGAUCGGGCUGCUGAAGCGCAGUGCGCCGGCCCGCAUCGUGGUGGUCUCGUCUCUGGCUCACAACUUCGGCUGGAUCCGUUUCCAUGACCUUCACAGCCAGGGCAGCUACAACAGCGGUUUAGCAUACUGCCAGAGCAAACUGGCAAACGUGCUCUUUACCAGAGAGUUGGCGCGUAGACUCAAAGGUACCGAUGUCACGGUGAACUCAGUCCACCCGGGGACGGUGAACUCCGACCUGACUAGACACUCGACUCUCAUGACGAUAUUUUUCACCGUCUUCGCCACGUUCCUAAAAACCCCACGCGAAGGAGCGCAGACCAGCCUCUACUGUGCAGUGGCAGACGAACUGCACUCAGUCUCUGGGAAACACUUCAGUGACUGCGCCCCUGCCUUUGUUGCCCCACAGGGAAGAAGUGAGGAGACAGCGCGGCGACUGUGGGACGUCAGCUGUGAGCUUCUGGGUAUCGAGUGGGACUGAUUCAACUUUUAACCACCAUCUAUCUCAGUUCUCAAAGGAGUCCUUCGUCUUUCUUUGAUCAUUCAUUUCACAAUGGUUUUGAUGUUCUGUACUUUGAGCGUUUCUUACCUAAUAAGCAGUCAGGUAAUACUGUAAGAGGUACUAUAAGGUGAAGUUGCUUUUUUGUGUAUUAAUGCAGUAAUUACAAUAUAAUGACUUAAGUAUUUGGUGCUCCUCAAACCAAACUCCACUGUAUUAUCACGUUACCACAAAUAACUUUUUGACUUUCUAUUUUUGUGAGACAAUGUGAAUACAGUGUAGGCAAAAAAGCAACUUGAUGUAUUGUAAUGCUGUAGGAAACUGUGAAGGGUCAAGCCAGGGUAACUGACCAGCAGCUAUAUUAAUUUGAUUUCUCCAGAAUUUGCAUUUAAAAAUUGCUCUACUUUUGUGCCAGCAUUUCUAAACAAUUGCAGGGGUUCUUAUAGCGUUUCCAGGUUGAUACAUAAUUAGUAAACUAUUGAAUAUCAGCAUUCGUCUGAGCCACGAUUACCGCUUGAAUUGCAUAAAUGUAUUUUGUGAUAAUUGUAGUCAAUGUAGGUAAUAAGGAGUUUUUUUUUCUAUAUUAACCAGAUCCGACUUAGAAUCAUGUCGUUGCAAUAUUUGCAGAGUUUUUCCCAUUUGCAUUGCCAAAAAUUGCACAAUCCUAGAGGCACUACAGUUUUACAUUUUUAAGGAUCUCCCUCGUCAUGUUUCCUUCUCAGCAUUCACAUGCAAGGUUGCCAAGAGUUUACAUUCUCUGUUUUAUACAAGUGAAACAUGCCUUUUACUACACUUACAUUCAUGUUCAGAGUUGAAUGUUUACAUUUGAUGUAAAUAAACAGAGAUAUUACUA
Cyclopterus lumpus (lumpfish) is the source of this 1920-nucleotide messenger RNA. RefSeq names its product retinol dehydrogenase 12 (gene rdh12). The record is from RefSeq and is a predicted model, not a curated record. Lineage: Eukaryota; Metazoa; Chordata; Actinopteri; Perciformes; Cyclopteridae. The transcript has 7 exons. Bases 90 to 1049 code for a protein of 319 amino acids.